This is a messenger RNA of Vairimorpha ceranae, 1107 nucleotides long. Its product is annotated as gtp-binding protein. Gene Ontology annotation, molecular function: ATP hydrolysis activity; ATP binding; GTP binding. The coding region runs from base 1 to 1107 and encodes 368 amino acids. The transcript has a single exon. Lineage: Eukaryota; Fungi; Microsporidia; Nosematidae. Gene Ontology annotation, cellular component: cytoplasm. The record is from RefSeq and is a predicted model, not a curated record.
AUGGCAGUACAGUACACCAGAUCUAAUAAAUCAAAUAACUUAACAGUUGGUAUUGUAGGUCUACCAAAUACUGGUAAAAGUACAUUAUUCAAUUUUCUAACUAAAAAUUCAGUUCCUGCUGAAAACUAUCCAUUUUGUACUAUUGAUCCUUCACACGGUAAAGUAGAAAUUGAUGAUGUAAGAUGUGACAACUUAGUAAAUAUUUGUAAACCCAAUAAGGUUGUAAAGGCAUGUCUUAAUGUAACAGAUAUUGCUGGAUUAGUCAAAGGCGCCAGUGAAGGAUUUGGUCUGGGAAAUUGCUUUUUGAGCCAUAUUCGUAGCGUCGAUGCCAUAUUUCACGUAGUUCGAUGCUUUGAAGACAGCGAAAUCUUGCAUGUAGAAGACUCUGUUGAUCCCAUUCGUGAUAUAAAGGUUGUUAACGAUGAAUUACGAAAAAAAGAUUUAGAAACGCUUACAAAAUUUCGCGAGAGAAUGAUUAAAGAAAGUAGAGGCAAAGCCUUAGAUAAAAAUUUUAAAGAUAGGUUAGACCUAAUUGAAAGACUUCUUAAGAUUUUAGAAAGUUCUUGGGUUAAUGAACAUCAAUAUUCAGAUGAAGAAGUGUCGUUUAUUUCUACUUUAGAUUUAUUAACUGUCAAAAACGUUGUUUAUUUAGCAAAUGUUAGUGAAGAAGAUUACAAUAAGAAAAAAGCCAAUAAGCAUUUAAAAGCUUUAUUUAAGUUUACACGCAAUGUUAUUGUUUUCAGUGCAAUUUUCGAGCACGAAUCAGAAAAACGAUCAAUAUUUAUUAGCAAAUUGGCUAAAAAAGGAUAUGAAUUAUUAGAUUUAAUAAACUUUUUUACUAUAGGUAAGGAUGAAGUGCGCAGUUGGACUAUUAGACGUGGAUGUACUGCACCACAAGCAGGUGCUGUCAUACAUAGCGAUUUUAUGAAUUAUUUCAUUAUGGCGGAAGUUUGUUCUUAUGAUGACUUAAUUAAACUUGGCUCUGAAGCAGAAGUAAAAAAACAAGGAAAGUAUCAUCAAAGAGGUAAGCAAUACGUUGUAUGUGAUGGUGAUAUAAUAUUAUUUAAACAUAAUCCGCCUACUUCGAAAACUAAAAAAAAGAAAUAA